Messenger RNA from Diospyros lotus (date-plum), 1156 nucleotides. Its product is annotated as peroxisomal membrane protein 13-like. Bases 148 to 993 code for a protein of 281 amino acids. Gene Ontology annotation, biological process: protein import into peroxisome matrix, docking. Gene Ontology annotation, cellular component: peroxisome; peroxisomal importomer complex; peroxisomal membrane. The record is from RefSeq and is a predicted model, not a curated record. The transcript is spliced from 5 exons. NCBI's taxonomy places the organism in Eukaryota, Viridiplantae, Streptophyta, Magnoliopsida, Ericales, Ebenaceae.
CGCUUUGAAAGAAAGACAGCAGGCACAGAAUAUUCAUAUAUAUAUAUAUAUAUAUAUACACACACGAGGCCGCGGUCUUGACCGUUCGGCACUCAUUCCUCGUGGUCCUCGCGGGGUUGACACGUCUUUCUCUCUCUCUCUCUCGCCAUGGCGUCGAAUGCUCAACCCUCAGGUAAUGGCCCACCUCCAAAACCUUGGGAACAAGCUGGGACCUCGUCUGGUCCUACGCCUUUUAAACCCCCCUCUCCAGGUAGCACAAGUAAUGUGGUUGAGGCUUCUGGAACUGCAAACCCUGGUGAAAUUGUUUCUACGACUGAUAGGAAUACAACUGUGAGUAGAAGUGCACUCGGGAGGCCUUUACCCACUAGGCCAUGGGAACAGCAGAUGUACAACAGCACUUAUGGAGGUUAUGGCUCUGGUUUGGAUUCUAAUUCGGGGUAUGGAUCUGGAAUGUAUGGUUCGUAUGGUGGACUAGGAGGGUCUUAUGGUGGGGGAUUGUACGGAAACAGUAUGCAUCGAGGAGGAUAUAGUGGGCCCUAUGGGGGUUCUGGCUUGUAUGGAGGGGGGGGAAUGUUCAAUGGUGGUUUUGGAGGCCCAAUGGGUGGCUACGGAAUGGGCAUGGGGGGUCCAUAUGGCAAUAAUGAUCCAAAUAAUCCAUUUGAUCCUCCACCAUCUCCACCAGGGUUUUGGAUUUCGUUCCUCCGGGUGAUGGAAGGUGUUGUAACAUUCUUUGGUAGGAUUGCUGUACUUAUAGACCAGAAUACACAGGCAUUUCACAUGUUCAUUACUGCACUACUCCAGCUGUUAGAUCGAUCAGGAUUACUAUAUGGAGAGCUUGCUAGAUUUGUAUUCAGAUUGCUGGGAAUUAGAACAAAGCCCAAAGCGGGUCACCCACCUGGAUCUCGCAAUCUCCAAGGGGCCGAAAACUCCAUUGAAGGACCUAAGGCUGCUCCAACUGGUGCAUGGGAUGGUGUAUGGAGAGAUGGUAUUUAGUAAUUAGGAUGGUUCAUCUUGCCAUUUUGUCCCCAGUGCAGGAGCCCAUUGAAAUAAGCGAAAAUAUGUGAAUAUUGGGUCAGUGUUGCCAUGGUCUUGUAGAUUGGAGCCAUAUAUUAAUAAUUAUAAUGGUGCUCGCAGCAAAAUAGAAACUUUUCUUCUC